AUGUCUGAUUCGGAUAACUCAUCUGAUGGAGCUCAAGAAUUUAUUCAAGAACUUAUAUUCGAUGAUUCGCUGGAGCAACGUCACUAUGAGCUUUAUGAGCAAAUUUAUGGUGGAUCAUCAUCGAAGCCACGAAGAAUGAUACAUAGAGAUCGUGAAGCUGGUGCUGAACGUCUAGAGAGGGAUUAUUUUGCACAAAAUCCAGUGUAUCCUCUUGAGACAUUCCGACGUAGGUAUCGAAUGGGAAGACAUGUUUUUCUUCGUAUUGUUGAUGCACUUUCAAAUCAUGACUCGUACUUUCAACAAAGGGUUGAUGCAUUGGGAAGAAAAGGUCUUUCACCUAUACAAAAAUGCACUGCCGCCAUGCGUAUGUUGGCGUAUGGAGUAUCUGCCGAUGUCGUUGAUGACUAUGUGCGUAUUGGCGAGUCGACUGCGGUUGAAUGUUUGAAAAGAUUUGUCACAAAUGUUAUUGUGAUGUUUGAGGGUGAAUACUUACGAAAACCAAACUCGAAUGAUAUACAUCGUCUACUUGAAAUGGGAGAGGCUCGUGGUUUUCCGGGUAUGAUGGGCAGUAUUGAUUGCAUGCAUUGGCAAUGGAAAAAUUGUCCAAAAGCUUGGAAAGGGAUGUUCAUGAACGGUCACAAAGGAGUUCCAACACUUUUACUUGAAGCAGUUGCCUCGUCUGACUUGUGGAUAUGGCAUGCCUUUUUCGGAGUUGCUGGUUCUAACAAUGAUAUCAAUGUGUUAGAUCGGUCACCGAUAUUUGAUGAUAUUUUAGAAGGCCGUGCUCCACAGGUAAAUUACAAUAUUAAUGGCAACAAUUAUAACAUGGGGUAUUAUUUGGCAGAUGGAAUUUAUCCCGAAUGGGCAACAUUCGUUAAGACAAUCCCACGUCCACAAGGAGAGAAGAGAAAAUUAUUUUCUAAAUAUCAAGAAGGACAAAGAAAAGAUGUGGAAAGAGCAUUUGGUGUGUUGCAGUCUCGCUUCGCAAUUAUACGUGGUCCGGCUCGAUUCUGGGACAAAGGAGAUCUUGCUAGAAUAAUGAGAGCAUGUAUCAUAUUACACAACAUGAUUGUUGAGGACGAGAGAGACACAUAUGCCACUCCCUUUGGUCCGCUUCCAUCUUACGAUGACAUAGUGGAUGGUUUAUCACAACCGAAUUUAGGCGAGGAACCUUUUGCUCCUUAUGAAGACUACGUUCAAAGAAAUAUCAGAAUUCGUGAUAAACCAAAACACCGCCAACUACAAGCAGACUUGGUUGAGCAUAUCUCGCAGUUCCAUAUUGCCCAUUAAUUUAUUUAAAAUUUUAAGUUGUUUAGUAUCGUUCGUGUUGUUUUCCAUUAUGUUGUUCU
Daucus carota subsp. sativus is the source of this 1349-nucleotide messenger RNA. RefSeq lists its product as uncharacterized. Bases 1 to 1290 code for a protein of 429 amino acids. NCBI's taxonomy places the organism in Eukaryota, Viridiplantae, Streptophyta, Magnoliopsida, Apiales, Apiaceae. The record is from RefSeq and is a predicted model, not a curated record. The transcript has a single exon.